Musa acuminata subsp. malaccensis (wild Malaysian banana) is the source of this 896-nucleotide messenger RNA. RefSeq lists its product as uncharacterized. The record is from RefSeq and is a predicted model, not a curated record. NCBI's taxonomy places the organism in Eukaryota, Viridiplantae, Streptophyta, Magnoliopsida, Zingiberales, Musaceae.
GGGCACGGCCAAGCCGCAGGAAACCCCACCGCCACAAUGGAGUUCUCGACCCGCGACGUCGGUGCGUGGAGUGAGUCGCUCUCUGCCUACGAUGGCCGCCUCGCCCUCCUCCGGAAGCCUGACCUCCUCCCCCUCGAUGCCUUCUACCGGGCAGAGCUCCCCGUCCUCCUCCGCCGCAGGGAACCCCGCCCCUUCCUCACCAAGCCGGAACUCCGCCGCCUCAUGCAGUGGAAGCUCUCCCGAGGCAAAUGGAGGCCUCGGUUGCUGGAUUACGUGUCGUCGCUGGACGAAGCGUCGGUGGACUCCGCCUCGCGGAGGGCGUUCGCGGCGCUCCCGGACCUCUCUAAGGCCGUCUCGGAGCUUACGGUGCUGAAGGGAGUCGGGCCGGCGACGGCGUCCGCUGUUUUAGCUGCCUACGCGCCGGAUGUCGCGCCUUUCAUGUCCGAUGAGGCUAUGAUGGCCGCGAUGGGGAACGUGAAAGAGUAUACUUUGAAGCAGUAUCUUGCAUUUGCCGAGAAGCUACAGACGAAGGCAAAGGAUUUAAGUGCUGAAGGGAUUAUUUUCACUCCUUCUGAUGUCGAGAGAGCUUUGUGGAGCUCGGCAGUAGGUUCCAAGUUGCUGAAGUCUCCACCAAAAGAUGAUUUAGAGGCUGGUGCCAGGAAAAGCAUUAAGAGGAAAAGAAAAUUUUGACUCGAGCUAAAGUAUCUUUCACUUGCUGUGGAGCAACUAGACAUAACUUCCAGUACACUUGUAAGCUGUAAUAUAUUGACAUCACCAACUUCGUCUCUUAGCUUUCAAUGUGAUGCUUGGGUGAGAUCAUCUGAUCCUUUAUCUAUAUAUAGUCUUGAGGGUUUUGUGCUGUUCAAGGGAUUAGGUGGAUACUAUUUUUUAGAUUA